This is a messenger RNA of Centropristis striata (black sea bass), 6475 nucleotides long. RefSeq names its product Rho guanine nucleotide exchange factor (GEF) 1b (gene arhgef1). Bases 219 to 3311 code for a protein of 1030 amino acids. Gene Ontology annotation, molecular function: G protein-coupled receptor binding; guanyl-nucleotide exchange factor activity. Gene Ontology annotation, biological process: intracellular signal transduction; G protein-coupled receptor signaling pathway. The transcript is spliced from 29 exons. The record is from RefSeq and is a predicted model, not a curated record. NCBI's taxonomy places the organism in Eukaryota, Metazoa, Chordata, Actinopteri, Perciformes, Serranidae. Gene Ontology annotation, cellular component: cytoplasm.
CCUAUUUACUUGAGGGAAGGUACGCAUUAAGACACAUCAGGCCUGUCUGUCUCGAGGAGGCGUGACUGCUGGGAAGUUUUCCUGCUUUCCGCUUGAUGUGAUUUUUCACUGGGAAAGUUCACUGUGUCCAAACCCUAAUCUGUCUUUAUGUCUGGCUCUGCUCAGCGGGGGCUCAGGACGUCAAAGAGGAAGCCUACCGGUUCAAAGUAUAGCACUUAAUGUUUGCUAAUUGUCUUGUUUUCUUCCCCUCUCUCUCUCUCUCUCUCUCUCUCUCAUUGCAGGCCGUGUUUGGGGCUCAGUGCUCUAACGCAGCCAUGAGCAUCAUCGGGGCGGAGGAUGAGGAUUUCGAGAAUGAUCUGAAUGAUGUGAUGGAUGACACACACUUCAACAAUAUAGACGUGUUGAAGGAGCAUCCGACCCACCUGCUGGUCUUCGUGCAACAUGUCAUUCUACAGUUUGACCCUGCUCCGCUGCUGUCUUACCUCCAUGCUGACCUCUUCAAGAACCUCAGUGCCAAAGAAACAAAGAAGCAAUUUGUGGAGUUCUACAACACUUUCUUGGACAAGGGUGCAAUUCUCAGAGUGGCGCUACCAGCUAAUGUAGGCUAUGAAUUGGACCGAACCCGUCCAGAUCUGGUCCAUGAGGACACACAGAAGCGUUACGUUCAGGAGGUGCAGAAUCUGCAGGCAGGUGAAGUGGCCAAACAGCUGGAAGAUUUCAGGCAGAAGAGGAUGAUGGGUAUGACGCCCAACGAGGCUGAGCUCGUCGACGUGGAGAGCCACUAUCCCACCGACCGCAUCCCGAUGGAGAUGAAGGAGAAGUCUGUAGCUGAGAACCUGCUGGAAAAGAUGUCUGAGACACAACCCACAAUUGUCUCGGACGAGGAAAAAUGCCAAUCCAUCUUUUCCGCGGUGGCCUUCUACAUGAAGCACCUGGGGGUAAAAACCAGAGCGGUUGACAGCAAGAAGUCCAGAGGAGGUUUCUUCAGGAGACAGCUGGUAAAGAAGAAGGAAGAAUCUACAAAGGGCAAGCCCAGGGGGGUGUUUCCUGGCAUCCCCAGCUGGAUUGCUGGCAACACCGAUGUCAAACCUAAAACGGAGGCUGAAGCGGAAAAGGAGAAAGUGAAUCCAGAGCGUAAGGGUCCAGCUCCCGGCAGAGGCUCUCUGACGGACCCCGCAGCCCCUUCCCUCCCCAGCAGGAAGCCUUGUUCCACCGGAAGCCCCUCCUCCCUGCCUGGGUUAGACAUCAGUGAUUCGUUGGGCAACAACAUCAGCACCACCAGCAUCCCCGACUCUUCACACACUGAUGGUCUCUUAAGCAACCGCUUGGAGCCUCCGACCCAGUCAGACGGGGGUGAUGUGUCCCCUGUGGGGCUGGGAGGAGCACUGACCAUCGGAGAGCCUCUCUCACCCCUGGACACUCCCACAGAAGAAAGUGUGGAGAAAGAAAGUUUCGAUGGAACAGUUUUAACUCCUGAAGGCCCCGGCCACUCCCCCACCAGCCCCUCUCCACAGCAGGAGGAGAUGGACCCUCGCCUCCUGGAGUUUGAGCAGGACCCGCCCAACUGGAGGGAGCUGGCUCCCCCUGAAGCUCUGUCCAGUCUGAGCAAGAAGGAGACCAAGAGGCAGGAGGUCAUCAACGAGUUGUUUGCGACUGAGCACGCCCAUGUGCGGAUGCUGAGUGUCCUCCAGAUGAUCUUUUCCAAGCCUCUGGAGAGAGAGCUGCUCCUGACGACCACCGAGCUCGCCGCCAUCUUCCCCAAUCUGGACGAGAUCAUUGAAAUGCACUAUAACUUCUACGACAACCUGAAGAAACUGCGUUUGGAAGACAACUUCAUCGUCAAAUCUAUCAGCACCACAGUGCUCAACAGAUUUGGGGGUACAGAGGGAGAGUGGUUCCAGAAACUGACGGCCCGGUUCUGCAGUCACCAGUCGUGGGCCUUGGACCAGAUCAAGAGCAGGCAGAAGAAAGAGCCACGCUUCAACUCCUUUAUACAGGAGGCAGAGAGUCGGCCCCAGUGCCGCAGGCUGCAGCUCAAGGACAUCAUUCCUAUAGAGAUGCAGAGACUGACCAAAUACCCCUUACUGCUGGAGAAUAUUGCCAAGAGCACAGAGGACCCGACAGAGAAGGAGAGGAUCCAGCAGAGCGCAGAGUGCUGCAGAAAGAUCCUCAACCAUGUCAAUGAGGAGGUCAAAGUGAUGGAGAACCUAUUGUGUCUGAAGGACUACCAGCGAAGACUGGACACAUCAGGGCUCAAACCCAGUAAUGAGCUUUAUACGGAAUAUAAGAACAUGGACCUGACGCAGAAGAAGAUGCUUUAUGAAGGUCCUGUGACCUGGAGAGUCACAAAGGAGAAGGCAAUUGAGGUGCAGUGCGUGCUGCUCGGGGACCUGCUGGUGCUCCUACAGAGGCAGGACGACAAGAUGGUCCUGAAGUGCCAGAGCAAGAGCAACAUCGCCGUGCAGGAAGGCAAGCAGAUGCUGAGCCCCAUCAUCAAGCUGGACUCAGUCUUCCUGCGUGAGGUGGCCACAGAUCGGAAGGCCUUCUAUGUGAUAUUUACCUGGGAAAGCGGUGCUCAGAUCUAUGAACUGGUGGCUCAGUCUCUUGCAGAGAGAAAAAUCUGGACAGAAGUGAUCAAGACAGCAGUGGAUGAUCUGAAGAAGAGCGGAGCGCCCAUGAGGUUGUCGGUGCCUCCUGGUGGAGGUGGAGGAGCUCCCUUAAGCCCCACCGCACUGGCCCCUUUGAGCCCGACUGAGAACGGCGGUUUGAAAGGCAGCAGUGAUCGAGAUAAGGACAGCUUGACGGAUGACAAGUCUUCAGACCCGAGGCACAGACUGAUUGAUUUCCUGUCAGAACAAGGCUUCGACUUGAUAGGCCACUCCAACAGCGAUCAGGAGAAGGUGGCCAGCAGUGCUCUGGAUGAAGUCAUGUUGCUGAAAAGGCUGCUGGUCGCCAGCAUCAGUCUGUCAGACGACUCGCAGCCUGAUGAAGAGAACGGAGAGGACCAAUCAGAGAGGACCAGUCAGGAAAUGGACAGCUGUCAGUCAACGGAAGAAAGCCAGACCACAGACAGGGGAGCGGAGGAGGAGAUCGAUAACUCUUGUGAAAAAGAAGGCGCAGGGACGAAGGGAGAGGAGGAGAGGAGCAUCAGCGCGCCUCUGGUGCUGUCCCAGGAGAGGAUGGGGGAAGUGUGCAGGAGGCUGCACAGUCUGGAGGAACAGCUAAAGAGACUACAGACUGUAGAAGACGAGCACCACAGGCUGCAGGAGGCCCUCUCCAAGUUCUCACUGGAGGGGGGUAACUUCCAGUGAGACGCCAUCACGCCACCUGCUGGCCACUAGAUUUUUACUGGUGCUGGUUUGGAGUGCAAGAGUGACUUUCAGAGGCUUCCUGGAAAUUCCUAAACCCUCAUAAAAGUCAUGUCUGGACCCUUUGCUGCAUUAGGGGGCUUUAUGCACGGUGCAGUGGUUCAGUGACGGAACAUGGGAGGGUUGUGUGCAUGUGUCUGUGUCUGUUUGCGUGCAUGCUUGGUAGAGAGGUAUACAAAGAAAAAAAAACCCAUCCUACUUUUGAGUGGGACGUUGUUUUUUGCAGAGAGGUGCCAAAAAAACGAAGCAAUAUUUUGCUGUGCGAGAGAUGCUGCCUAACAAAAUGUAGUGAUUGCGAUCUGCUGUAACACACAUACGCACACCAGAGAAACAUGCACGCUAGAAAAUAAUUUACAUUAUUGCCAAUAGCAGAUGUGCAGUAAAGAAGAAAUCUUAUAUUAGCCCGCCAGGUUCACUUUAACCAGGUGGAAGCCUGAAGGGGCCAGUGUAGCGUUUGGAGCUGUUUUGAAAUACUACUGCUGAUAUAUAGUGUUAUUUCUACUCUAUGCCAAAGUACCACAGAGAUGCACUUUUUUUCUGAUCAAACCAAGUUGAUCCCACACUGUUUUUGCAAAAUUUAUUUACACUCUAUUCAGUAGUUUUUGAACAGUUGGGCUUCAUGUAGGCAGCCCUUGUUAUUGAAAAGACUGCAUGCUAGAAAGUGUGUGUAUGUGUGUUACAAAGUUUUUAAUUAAGGAUGUGCUUAUUUCGAGGGUUAUAACUGUUAUUAGGUCACAUAGAAACAUUUAUAAAUAGUGGCACUAUAGGUAAUCAUGCUGUUAAUAAUGGAGACUUUGGUUGUAUUUACCGCUUUUAUUUAUUCCUCUGAGUUCUGUUGGGUCAGUGAGUUGCUUCACCUGAGUGAAACUGUUACAGCACUGGGCCAACGGGAAGGAAAAAAAAUGGAGCAAUGUGUUAGAGAAAAGACAAAAUAUAAGAAGGUGAACGUAGAAUGUGUAGCAAAGGGUAAAGAAGAGAGAUUUAGAGAUGCGGAGUGAGUUUGCUUUGGUUUAUUUGAAGCCAGCUUGAACCGGACGGUUGUGAGAAGAUGUGUAGAAGAUUAGAGUAGUAGGACUGUAUGGAAGAAACACACACACACACACACACUUACCUACAAACACUGAGAGCCCAGUGCUACUGAAGUAUUCAUUUAGUGCCAGUAUCAUUUCUGCAGUGUCAUCUUCCCCUUAGAUUCUCAGCUCCUGAUCCAAAACACGGACUCCAGACGGGGUUAUAAAUUGUACUAUAUGGCGUUAGAUUCACAUGUUAUUAGCAAAAGAUUCUAUUCCUCCCUUUGUAUCAGAACUGAGCUCUGUCUUUGUAUUUUAUUCAGCAGUUGAUUGUAAUUAUAAUUAUGAUGAUAUAAUUUCUAAGUAGUGGCAUAACUGUGGCCCAUGCACACAGGACCAAAGACGUAACAAAGCACCGAUAGAUCCUCAUACGAGCUGUAAUUCUCUUAAUGACAUGCUCCAUCUGUGUAGCAGCAUGUCACUUAUAAUGCUGAUGCAGGAGUGAUCGCUGAGGCGUGCAACCUGCAGCUCUUUUUCUUCUCCCCAAAACUCUAACACGUGGCAACUUAAGUGAAGUACAUAGAAUAAUGGUGCAUUAGUUGUCUGAUUUUUUUCGAUUCUGUAAUAAAUGUACAAGUACAUGCAGAGAUGAAGAAUGUUGGGCUGCCCUGGCUUUAUGACCAAACCCAAGCAGAAUCUAAAGAUCUGGGAUCUCUUGCAUAUAUUUCAGUGACUUUGUACCAGUGUGACUUGGAUACAGGACUGUUAUUGAACACAUGGGACCAGUUCCAGCAGCAGAGAAAAACAAAAACGACAGGGCAAACAAACAGUGAAGCCAGAUGAGGAUACAAAGGAAACGUUGAAGGUUUGGAGGAAGGAAAACUGAAGUCCAACAUCGCUCUCUGCAGCACUGUGAUCGUGACCACUUCCUGAUAUGCUUUCCCACUGUUGUUGCCACGAAAACAAACGCCCGCUUCGACCCAAUUAAGCCUCAGUGUGAACUUAUGCAAGUGUGCCAUUAGUCACUCAAGUGUCACAAGAUGCUCAAUAAUACAAGUUUUUGUCUGAACAUGAUUGCCAUCUCUCCCGUGUCUUCCUCUUAGAAACUGUAAAUAGAUGUGAAGGAAAACAGUUGUAGAGAAAACAUAAAUUAGCCCCUUUCUUCUUGUUUGUUAAGCUUUUUUAGCUACAUUCACCUCUUGAUAACUCACUUGUGAAAGCAUGAUCACCUUUUCCUACCGCACACUUUUACCAUAUGUUGUUGUGUAUUUCAUUUGAUUUACUUAAAAACGGGUCGGGGAGGUUUUGUUACUGUUUUUGUUUUUUUUGUCUUUCAAACAAACUUUUGUAAUUAUGUACUAUGCAUUUGGCCGUAACGGCGAGAGAGACGGGACUUGUCUGUAGCUCGUCUUCGCAUGAAUGAACUGAACAAUUAUGCAAAAUUUUGUAAAACCACAGCACAUAUUUUUGGGUGUGCACAUUAAAGCGUAAACGCUCUCUGAACUGUGGCGACCCGGCUUUCAGAUGGGAUACAUUUAAACGGAUCAUCUCAAACGGGGUUGUUUAACUGUCAGACUGCUACAGGCACUUCUCGCUCUCCCUCCUCCAGGUGCUUUUCCUCAUGCAUUCUAUUUACAAAUACCUAGAUGUAUAGAAAAUGUAUUUAUAGAGUGGUGCCUUGUUGCGACGAUCAAGUGGUUUUCUUCAUAAAGGGCUCUUAAGUCUGCAAACACAAUCACUGUUGUUUUGUUUGUGCUCUCUGUCUUGAAGGCCAAUAAUUGAAGUCUGAGAGUGAGAGACCAAGACAAAAUGACUAAUAGCGAUCAGAGAGAGAUCAUCCCACCUCCAUUACUGCGAUAGGUUUUGAGCCCUCCACCAACUCAGCCGGCCAGUGGCCUGUAUAGAAAGACACUGCUCCUUGUCAUACAGGCAUCUGCCAUCCUUUCUAUCUAUAAACAAUGAAUAUGCAAGAACUAUACUGUGUAUUUGGGUUUUGAUUUUUUUUAUCGUGUAAGAGGCUCUUUAAUGAUGUAUACUUAAGGAAAAUUGUGGUACGUUCUGUUUUUUAAUUCUUCAUUUUUUAAAUAAAUUGGGGAA